Molecule: messenger RNA, 660 nt
Organism: Diaporthe amygdali
Lineage: Eukaryota; Fungi; Ascomycota; Sordariomycetes; Diaporthales; Diaporthaceae
Exons: 3
Coding region: 1-660 (219 amino acids)
Source: RefSeq, a predicted model, not a curated record
AUGAAGUUCUCCCUCGCAGCAACAGCAAUUUGUGCCCUCAGCAGCACUUCGGCAGCAGCCUUCAUCCAGCGCCGUCAACCAACCGUUGUUGGGACCGUCGAUGCUUCGAUCGGGACUGUGCAGGCUACUAUUCCGGCUUAUUUGUCUACCAUUGGCUCUAGUGUCGCCGUGAUCAAAAACGAGGGCAGCGUCUAUACCGCACUUGCUCAAGCCGCCAUUGCUGCGAUUGAGAACAGUGCAGCGAAUAUUACUGCGGCCCUCACCCAAGCUUCUGGCACAAUCGUUGGCGCUACCACAACCGCAGCAGGAGAUAUCAAUACUAGAGCGGCGAUCCUUAUUCAAAGCGAGAUAGACCUUCUGGUGAAGGACGUUCAGACUGUUGUAGGCAUUGUUCAGGGGAUCAAUGCCACAGUCAGCGUGGUGCAUGCGGACCUUGAUGCAACUGCCAACAGCCUAGUGCAGGCCGAGGUUGGAGCACUGGUAGCAGCCAUUAAGCCCUUCGUCACCCCGGUGCAAGCUUUUGCUUCUGCUGCGGCCACGUUCAGUAUCGCGGCUUCGGUUACGGGACUUCGCAACGCAGUCACUGGCCUGAAUAACAUCGCGGCCGGUGUCUAUGGUUCGCUGGGAGUCUCUCGACUGGGACUGGGACUGGGACUUUGA